AUGGAUCAAUUGGAAGAAUUCGCACGAAAAUUGAAUAACUUUGAGUUUAAUGGUCCCUAUUUGAAAACAAAUGUUCCUCUUCCUGCUUCGGUACGACGAUUUCUUGAACAGCUCAAACAGCAAGAACAGCACGAACUUGAAUCUAAAAAGUAAUAAAUAGCAACAAAAUUAAAUAAUUUUACACACUGAAAUUAAUAUAAUAUUUUCCAUUUGGUAUCUAUAGUUGAGUUUUUUAAAUGAAUCUAAAAACACCUAUAAAUAAAAUAUCAGCUGAUAUCUUUGGUACAAUAUUUGUGGUAAAAUAUUAUAGUAAGACGAAAUGGGAAAUGAAAAUUGUGUAUCAUUUUGAUUUCAAUAUAAUACAUUUUAUCUAGAUAAAAAAAUAAUUUACUUCAAAAUUAUAACACUGUAGCAAAUUUAAAAUUUUCUCAAUAAUGCUUUAUUAUAAUACUAAAUCAUGCAAUAUAUUUGUUUUUACUUUAUUAUUUUAUUAUUAAUUAACAAUGCCAAAAUAAUUUUUUUUUAAUUUGGUAGGAAAGGGAAGGUUAUUAAAUAAUACUAUAUCAGUAAUUAUCACAUAAAGAUAUUGUCAUUAUGUAAAAAAGGUUUGGUUUUAAAAUUGAUAAUAUAUAAUAUUAAAUGUUAUGCAAUAAUUUACUUGUAGGAAAUUAGGAAUAAUAUAUUUAGUUGGUGAUAAUACCUUUUUAUACAGAUAAAAUAUCUUAUUCUAUUCAUAAUUAGAGAUAAUUAUUAUGUGAGUGAGCCUUUGUUUUAAUCAAAAAAAUUUGUUGGACUAUCAAAACUAUCAAAACUCAAAACAGGGAUAAUAAAUAUGACUAGGCUUUCAAUUGUUUUCCAAAGGUUGCUGUGGGGCUCUCUUUUUAUUAUACAAUAUUUUCAUGUAUUUUUAAAUGAGAAUAAGAGAUUAAAUUUAUUACAAACAAAUAGAAUCAGUUAAAUUACAUAUGAGUGGUUACAGGUAUAGUUGCAUGACUGUAAUCUAUGUUACAUGACCUAACCUUGCAUACAAAUAUUGUGCAAUAGUUACAAAAAAAUAAUAAAUAAUAAAUUGAAUUCAAUAUAUGAAAGGAAAAGGUCAUACUGACCUAAGGAUUAUUUUGCAAAGAGUGGUGAGUGGACACUUAGGAAAAAUUAUAAUUUAAAAAUUCUUCUAAAAGAUGAAUAUACUGGAAAUAAUUAAUAGUAAAAGAUUUUAGUGGAUUGGACAGGCUUGUUGUAAUUAAAACCCAUUCAUACACAUAGCGCAAAAAUGUAUAUUGGGAAAAGACCACUUAGAAAAUCACAUAUAAGAUAGGAGGAUAUGAUAAUGAAAAAUGUGAAAGCCUUAUGUAGAAUAUUAUACUGAUUGAUACAGGCAGUGGAUAGUAACAAUUUGCAACAAUUUUAUUUGAGCAGAAGAUCCAAUUAGCCAAAUACAUAAGAUUGAAAUAACAUACCUAAAAUUCUUAGUCUAUAUAUUAUAAGUAUACUAUAAAUUUAAUAUUUCAUACCUAUAAAUUGUAUAAAUAGCCCUUCUUCCUAGUUAACUUACUGAAUUCCAUAAUUAAAUAAUAAUAUUUUUUUUUAUAUUAAUAUAGAAAUUUUAUAUUUUUAUUAACUGCUGUACCAUCUAGAAGUACAAACUAUUCUAAAAUAAAAACAAAUCAUAUGAAAAUGUUAUACUUGGAAUUUUUCCAUCUUUAAAACACUUAAAUAUUUUGUAUAGAAAAUUGAAUUGUUUAAAUAUUUAUUGUGAUAUAAUUCCAUCUCAUUGAAUCCAAAAUAAUCAUCAUAAUAUACAAAUUACCCAUCAGAAGUUGUAACUUAAAAUCAAUUUAAUUUCAUAACUGUAUUUUAAUAAAAAUUAAAUUAAAUAAAUAAUCAAAAAAAGACACCUGUCAUGAUAGUUAACAUAGUUUAUAGUUUAUAUAUAAUAUAUAUAUUUUAUUUUUCUAGUGAUCCCAAUGAAGUCAUGGAGAACGUGCAAGAAAAAUGUGCAUCAAGUAGUAACAGUCAGGAAAAUGGUGAAUUACUGAAAAAAAAAAAUUGCAAUAAAAAGUCACAAAAAAAAAAGGAACAAACAAUUAAUAAUAAUAAAAGUAAAAUGCUGAAUAUUAGUGACAGCUAUUAUACCAAAUAUAUAUCAUUCAAUGAUGUGGAAAAGAGUUUGGCAAAUAAUGAACUUUUUGAAGGAAUCUUACAUAUAAAUGAGAAAUUUAUGUCUGAUGCAUAUGUCACUUUACCAGUAAAGAGAAAUAUUUGAUUUUGUAUGUAAUAUUUUUAACUAUAAUAUGAUAUUUUGUAGGAUAACCUUAAGGAUGUUUUAAUAAGUAGUAUUAAGUUAAGAAAUCGAGCUUUGGAUGGUGAUAAAGUUGUUGUGGAAAUAUUUAAGAAAUCAAAAUGGUUGGUAAGUAUUCAAUAAUUUCUUCACUUUAAAUUGUGUGAUAUUAAACAUUAAAAUAAUAUUAAUUACAGAACCCAAAUACAAAAGAUUGUCAACGCACUGGUAAGGUAGUUUACAUUACCAAAAAAAAUGAAAAGAAUACUGUUUUUGUGGGACAUAUUACUAAUAAAACAUGCGGUUUUUCUAAAUACAGCACAUUAGUUCCUAGAGACAAACUAUUACCAAAAUUACAUUUAGAUACAUCAAAUUGGCCACUUCAAAUAAAUUAUAUAAAAAAUUCUAAGAAAUCACAACAGAUUUUUUAUGCUGUUUUAAAAGAUUGGAACACUGGCAAAAUUCCUACAGGGUAUAUGCAUUUUAAUAAAUAUAAUACAAAAUAAUUUUUGUUAUUAUUAUUAUUAUAUAUGAACCAUAUUUAUAGGGAAUUAAUUGGAGUUUCAAGUACAUUGGGAAAAUUAAAUGAUGAAAUUAAUAUCUUAUCGGAACAUAAAACACAAGAGGAACCAUACCCAGAAAAUAUCAAUAAAUAUGUUCCUUCUCGGUUUUCUGUAGAGGAAGACCUUAAACAAAAGAAGGACUAA
Messenger RNA from Cinara cedri, 2985 nucleotides. The record is from the annotation of a GenBank genome assembly. Lineage: Eukaryota; Metazoa; Arthropoda; Insecta; Hemiptera; Aphididae.